AUGGAGGAAAAAGCAAAGAGAGUAUAUAUAGAGAGAAUAGUUGUGGAGGACUUCAAGAGCUACAAAGGGCAGCACACAAUAGGGCCCUUUGGAAGGGGGUUUAACACGAUAGUAGGGCCCAAUGGGUCAGGGAAGAGCAAUGUGAUAGACUGCAUCCUGUUUGUGCUGGGAUUCAAGGCAAAGAAGCUGCGGCACACGCGGGCUGAGGAUCUGAUACAUUCGGGAGAGCCCAGGCCAACAAGAGCGAGCGUGUCGAUUGAGAUGUGCGAUGGGGCAGGAGGGCGAGUGGCGGUCUCUCGUGCAGUGAUGGCGAAGGGAAAGAGCGUGUACAGCAUCAACGGGGAAAGUGUCCCGCAGGAGAGAGUCACUGAGCUGAUGAAGGAGUACAAUGUAGAUUUAGUGAACAACCGGUUCAUGAUACUGCAGGGGGAGAUAGAGAGCAUCUCGCAGAUGAAGGCAAAGGGAUCGGGAGAGAGCGUAGGGCUCGUGGAGUAUCUGGAAGAGAUCGUAGGAACAAGUGUGUAUGCAGAGGUGAUAAAAGAAGCAGAGGCAGAGGUGCAGGCAAGGAGAGAGGUAGCUGAGAGGCACAGAGCAGAGUAUCACUUCACAGAGAAAGAGUGCUUGUAUCUACAGCCAAAGGCUGAUCUCUCGCGGCAGCGCAUAGCAUCGCACAUAGGAGCAAGCAUCAAGCGGCGAGCCAUAAUAGCAGAGACGGCCCAAGAGAUAAAAACUCUUCAUCAGUCGCGCACAGACAAGCAGCACGUGUCCCACGAGGCGCUGGAAGCGCUAAAAAAGAAAAAAGAAAAAGCGCAAUCUGCAGAGAGCCAGCACGCACAGGCACACGAGCAGGCGCAGACAGAGCACCACGAUGCAGAGCAAGCGUAUCUACGGCAGAAGAAGGCGAGCGAGAAAGUGAGCAGCGAGAACAGGCUGCACGAGAUGCACCGGGCAAAGAGUGCAGAGCAGAUGGCCUUACAGGUAGAAGAGGUUGCGCGGCUGGAGAGAGCGAAGGAAGAGGGCGAGAAGAGAAAGGAGGAGCACGAGAAGGAGCUGAAGGAAAACAGAGCGCGGAUGCAGGAAGAUGAGAGAAGGAAAGAAGAGAUAGAGAAGAAGAUAAGAAAGAUAGAAGGGAAGAAAGGUGGCCGGGUGAAGGAUGCGCUGGAAAGUGCGCAGAGCGUGCUGGUGGAGCAGAUGCGCAAGGGAAAGGUGUACAAAGACGAGCUGAGAAAGAAAAGAGGAGAGAGGAAGGAGAUGGAGAAGAAGGUAGAAGAGAUAGAGGAAGAGAUAAAGAGAAUACCAGAGGAGAUGAAGAGAGUAAGAGAGGAUAGAGAUGCGUAUGAUAAGAGUGCGCAUGGAAAGUAUGCUAAACAGAUGGAAGAGAUCUGCAGAAUACAAGAGGAAACAGAGGUAGAGAUACGAAAGAGAGAGAAUGUUCUGGAGGCACUGGUGAAGGAGGGGGAGAGCAGCGAGAUAGACGACAGGCUGAGAGAGUAUUUAGUAAAGAUAGAAGGAUACUGCGGUAGAGUAAGAGACCUGGGAACAGUGGAUAGAAAGUAUGCAAUGGCAGUGAGCGCAGUGGGAAGAGGAGGGCUGCACAGUCUGGUGGUGGAUACAACAGAAACAGCAGAGAAGUGUUUGGACGUGAUAAAGAAAAGGAGCCUAGGGAGGCACACUAUCCUCGUUAUGGACAGGCUCGGGGAAGUGCGGGAUAGCAGAGAUGCAAAUAGGCUGGUGGAUAAGGUCAGCUGCAGGAAAGAGUACGUAAAGUGUUUCUACCACAUACUAGGGGAUACGCUCGUUGUAGGGGAUUUAGACACGGCAAUGAAAAGAGCAUUUAUGCGAGACAGACCGAAGGUAGUGACUGAGGGAGGGCAGGUAAUCGAUAAGAGCGGGCUGAUGAGCAGUAGUCCGGUGCAGAUAGUGCAGAUGGCUGCGAGGAAGACGCCUAAAGAAACAAGGAAGGAGAUAGAAAAAGCACGAGAGGCAGUGAAGGAGGCAGAGGAAGGAAUGCAGAGAGUGGAGGAAGCUGUGAGAAAGGCUGAGAAGAAGGCUGCAGCAGCAGAAGCACACAGGAAGAGAUGGGAAGCAGCAGAAAGCACUAUGAAGAGCCUGGAAAAGAGCCUGGAGCUGGCUAAGAAGAAGAGAAAGGAGAUGGAGAGUAGAAAUAGCAGCGGUAGCACAAAAGAGUCUGUAGAUGCAGAGGAAGAUGCUUUGGUGAAAAAAGUAGAAGAAAUGGAGAAGAUAGAAAAAGAAAUGGAACAGAAGGUGAAGGAGAUAGAGAAACAGAUGGAAGUAGAGGGAGGGGCUAUGUACAGAGAAAUGAAGGCCACGCUCUCUGGAAUAGAGGAAGUUUUGUUCACGCUGAACUGCAGGAACAGGGAGAUAGAGAAGGCCCUCCUGGAAAGAGUAGCCAGUGCUGCAGACAUAUCCAGCGCACAGAAAAAGGCGCAGAUGACACAGGAGAAAAUAGACGAAGCAGGCAAAGCGAUAGACACAGAAAAAGAGAAAGAAGCACGAAAUGCCAUGGAAGCAGCUGAAAGGACCAUGCGAGAGAGCAGAGAAAGAGUAAGAGAGCACGAAGAGAAAAGAAUGAGAGAAAUAAGAGAGAUAGACGUAAUACGCAGCAAAGAGGCAGAGAUAGAAGGAGAAAUAAGAGAAACAGCGAGUAGAAUGGAAGAGAUGGAGAGAAAAGAAAAAGAGCUCGAAAAAGAAGCAGAAGCCAUUGCAGAAAGUCUGCACAGCAUACAGAAGAGACUAGGCAAGUACUACACAGCGUACGAAACAGCAGACACAGAUGCAGUGAAUAUGCAGAUAGCAGAUGGCAGCAGUAUAAUAAGUGAUGUAGACACGUACAUCCUCUAUGAAGAGAAGAAAGAAGCGACGCAGAAAGAGCUGGAUGUUCUCUUGGAGAAAGAAGAAAGAGAAAAAGAGGAAAAAGAGAGGCUGGGAAUGCUUAAAGAGGAAAGAGUGAACAAGUUCCUGAGUAGUAUACGCAAGAUAAACCAGGAGCUGAAAAGGGUGUACAGCAGGCUUACCUUUGGAGGAGAUGCUGAGAUAGAAGCAGUGGACUAUCUGGACCCGUUCUCUGAAGGAGUUGUGAUGAGCGUCAUGCCGCCCAGGAAGAGCUGGAAGAGCAUAUCGCAGCUAAGCGGAGGAGAAAGGACACUGGCAUCACUCUCCCUGAUAUUUGCUCUCCAUGAGUACCAUCCCAACAGCUUCUACGUGAUGGAUGAGAUAGACGCAGCCUUGGACUACAAGAAUGUGGGCAUUGUAGGACAGUUCAUAGCAGAGAGAGCAAGAGACUGCCAGUUCCUCGUGAUCAGUCUGAGGGAGAACAUGUACGAGCUAGCUGACGUUUUCAUCGGAGUGUACAGGCCCGCAGAGACAACCCUGACACUAGCAGUGGACACAACAGUAAAUACAGCAGUGUAA
Nematocida minor is the source of this 3432-nucleotide messenger RNA. Its product is annotated as structural maintenance of chromosome 4. Gene Ontology annotation, molecular function: protein binding; ATP hydrolysis activity; ATP binding. NCBI's taxonomy places the organism in Eukaryota, Fungi, Microsporidia. Gene Ontology annotation, biological process: chromosome organization. Bases 1 to 3432 code for a protein of 1143 amino acids. The transcript has a single exon. Gene Ontology annotation, cellular component: chromosome. The record is from RefSeq and is a predicted model, not a curated record.